Messenger RNA from Parastagonospora nodorum SN15, 2828 nucleotides. RefSeq lists its product as hypothetical. Gene Ontology annotation, biological process: P-body assembly; deadenylation-dependent decapping of nuclear-transcribed mRNA. Bases 1 to 2592 code for a protein of 863 amino acids. The record is from RefSeq and is a predicted model, not a curated record. The transcript is spliced from 3 exons. Gene Ontology annotation, cellular component: P-body. NCBI's taxonomy places the organism in Eukaryota, Fungi, Ascomycota, Dothideomycetes, Pleosporales, Phaeosphaeriaceae. Gene Ontology annotation, molecular function: RNA binding.
AUGUCGUUCUUCGGCUUCGACACCAACAUGCCACGUGACCGCGGUCACGCGGCCAAUGCGCCCGGGUUCGGCCAGCACGAUGCUUUCGCUGGGCUGAGCAGUGGAGGGGCAGGCGAUGAUGAUGUCAUCGACUUUGAAGAGACGUACGAUGGCCUCGGCAACCGCCUCGAUGAUGCCGACGACGCCUUCAACGACGACACGUUUGGAGGGCCUCCCAUCCAGCAGUCCGUUGACAAGCACUUCGACUUCGCCGGCCAGACUUCCAAGGUCUCCAACAUCCUGCAGGAGGAGCAGAUGCUCUUCCAGGCCCGCCAAGGCCACCCCCAGCAGCAGUACAAGCCGCCAGUCCCGCAAGCUUCGAAGCCCAACAGGAGUGGCUACGAGAGCUACAAAGACCCCGAGUAUAUCCCUCAAUUGGAGGCCCGCGCAGACAUCUGGGGUCUCAAGCCCAAGCAGCAAGCUCAGCCAAGCCACCAUGAGCCUCAGCGCCAGUCACACUCCCCCGCACCUCAAGCCGUCCCAGCCCGGAAGUUGAUGAGCUUGGAUGAGGUCGAGGCUAUGAUGCGCGCUCAGAGCAUCGGCAACGAGCCGCGUGGCGCUCCGCCUAUGCAGCAUCAGAUGCAACAGCACCAAAUGCAGUAUCAGGGUCCUCCCCCAGGCUAUUCGCCACAGCAGUUCCCCCACGGACAGCCGCCGUUCCCUGGCAUGCAGGGUGGUCCACCGGGCCAAUAUGCGCCCCAGAUCCUACAGAGGCCUCAACAGCAUCAGCAGCACCAGCCUCACCCCCAGCAAUCACAGCAUCAAGCUUCGCAGAGACAGCAGCAGAUGCGUGCAGAGCUACCUGCUCAACCCGUCCACCCCCAAGCACCUCAGCAACCUACUAUUCUGCAGCGACAAAAGCCCCAGGCAAACGAGCCAAGCGCCCAGCAACAACGCCAGACCCCCACACCUCAGACCCAAGCGCAAGGUCCUCCAACCCAGCCUCGACAGAUCCUCCAGAACCCUAACCGUCUUGCUGGACAGGGUCAGCCGAUGGCCCAGCCUGGCCAACAAGCUCAACGAGGACAGGGGCAAGGACACAACCGCGGUCCGUCUUUCCCUGGCAUGGUCAUCACUCACCCCGAGCAGCUGCUUCAACUUUCCGAAGCUGAACGUGCCGCCUUCCUCGAGGAAGACGCCAAGCGCGCAAAGAGGAACCACAAGAUUGCUCAGCUUGCCAAGGAUAACGGCCUCAUGACACCACAGGACAAGAAUUUCAUUACCCGUAUUCAGCUGCAGCAAUUGAUGACUGCGACUGGUAAUCUAGAUGAGAGGGGUCCCGAGGCUGCCAUCGCCGAGGAUUUCUACUACCAGGUCUUCAGCCAGAUCCGCGGUGCUCCUCGCCAGAACCCCCAGCAACCUGCAAGUCAAUUCGCGCAGACGUAUCUGUUCCAGACCAACAACCGCUUCGGUGCACGACGAAACGGGCGUGGAGGUGACAACCACAUGCAGCGCAUGGAGCAGCAAAUUCAGCGCGCUGUUGAGGCUGCCAAAGCUCGACCAAAGGCCAGACAGCUUGUCGUGGAAGGUUCAUUGGGCAAGAUUGCCUUCAGCAACUCCAAGACGCCGAGGCCGCUUCUCAACAUCAAGCGUUCCGAGGCUGGCCAAAAGCAACCCAAGUCCACCAUCGCUGAUCGAAAGGAAGCUUUGCGCAAUAUCGAGAACGUUUAUGUUACUCUAAUGCAGAUGGAAGACCACGAGCGUGCAAUGCCACCACCAAUCAACCCAGACAGCAACCCAGAGGCUAUACAGGCACACAUGGAGUGGCGAUCGAAGAUAGAUACCCUCCAUCAACAGCUAUGGCAGAACACGAAGAUCAUGGAGCCUCUCAACCCGAACGCCGCUGCACCUCAUCCGUUCAUAUCCAUUCUUUCACACGCGAAAGGAAAGAAGGCAGUUCCUCGCCUCUUCCGACACAUCGACGAACAGGAGCGAAUAACAGUCGUGACUAUGAUUGUCGUCCACCUUGACCAGCUUUCCGUGGUCAAUCAAGCAAUCGCCUUACCGGAAGAACCAUUGAAUCCUGCUGUACGCGAGGAAGUCGAGCUUUUCUCGGCCACAGUCCUGCCACCACUCUUCGCACACAUGUCCGAGUCGCCACUUAACAUCAUCAUUGGCCUUCUGGGACUUAUCCUCGAUCGCACAAACUUGCACGUGGUUGCCCGCAGCAAGAUCGGGCUUUCUUUGCUCACAAUCUUAAUCUCUCGUGCCGAGCUCCUGAAGCAGUCUGCCCCAGAGACAGCCAACGCUGAGUGGGAGCAGUGGAACGUGCUAUACAACCGACUUUUCGACUCAGUCGAGCCUGUGCUCCCAUUCCUGUUCCCUGGAAGCAUCAAUGAGACUGACGACAUGUACAUUUGGCAAUACUUGGCAGCCAUGGGAGUUGGAGCCAGCCCUGAACAGCAACAGAGACUUGUACUUGGUGUCAAGGAUCGCGUCAUGGAGACAGUCAACGUCAGUAAAGCUUUGCCAACUGAUAUGGCAAGUGCUCGUCUGGCUAACGUCAACCUCUUCAUGAGGGCCAUUGGAUUGGACGUGGAGCUUCUUGGAUGAAGAGUUGAUCUAUAGACAUCAUCUGAACCACCGAAAUGAUGCAGCAGUAGGGUUGCCGAACUGCUGACGUCGACAAGUAGUCACGAGCUGAUGCUGAAUUCAAGACGACGCUGCGAGGAGUGAAGGCAUCAGCUGCGCCGCCAUCAGUGCGCGUUUGGGAAGACAAUAAGACAUGUAUAAGAUAGGAUAGUGUACAAAGCUCCAUGGUGUUGGAGAAAGAAUCGGUUGGCCGCCUA